AUGGCCCUGAAGCUCGCACACGCUAACACUUUUCCCAUCUUCGCCCCAACCCUCGACCCCAACCCCAACCCGCGCCCAUCCUCGGACCUCCGUCUGACUCGCUGGAACAACCCGCAAACCCGCUCCGACAGGUCCCCCAAUGCCCACCAAACAUCCCGGCCCUCCGGCCCGCCCAAAAGGCCCAAAAGCCCACCAAGGCCCAACGUGGACCAGCAGUCCCACCCGGCGUUCAGGUUCUCCAACAUCCCCAAAUCCAAACCGCGACGGAUAACCUCCGCUCCCGAAAAUGUAAAAAUGAGCGACGACGGACUCUCCUACGUAAUCGAGGGUGCUCCGUUUGAGUUCAAGUACAGCUACACGGAAACCCCCAAAACCAAGCCAAUCAAAAUGCGCGAAGCGCCUUUCCUGCCGUUCGGUCCGAACACCAUGCCGCGGCCGUGGACUGGGCGCGCGCCUCUGCCGCCGAGCAAGAAGAAGCUGAAGGAGUUCGACUCUUUCGAGCUUCCGCCGCCUCACAAGAAGGGGGUUAAGCCGGUGCAGUCACCGGGGCCGUUUUUGCCGGGGACAGGACCUCGGUACGUGAAGACGAGAGAGGAGAUUUUAGGGGAACCAUUGACGAAGGAGGAGAUUCGUGAAUUGGUUAAAUCCUGCAUGAAAACCCAACGCCAACUCAAUAUGGGUAGAGAUGGUUUGACGCAUAAUAUGUUGGAUAAUAUACAUGCUCAUUGGAAGCGGCGGAGGGUGUGCAAGAUCAGGUGUUUGGGAGUGUGCACUGUGGAUAUGGAUAAUGUUUGCCAUCAGUUAGAGGAAAAGACAGGGGGGAAAGUCAUUUUCAGACAGGGCGGUAAGGUGUACCUGUUUCGAGGAAGAAACUACAACUAUAGAACCCGCCCAUAUUUUCCACUGAUGUUGUGGAAACCUAUGACUCCAGUAUAUCCUAGGUUGAUUCCGCGAGUUCCUGAAGGUCUAACUCUGGAAGAAGUUACUGAAAUGCGUCAAAAGGGACGCACAUUGAUUCCCAUAUGCAAGCUAGGAAAAAAUGGUGUUUACAUUACCCUAGUAAACACUGUCAGGGAGGCAUUUGAAGAGUGUGAACUAGUGCGUAUAAACUGCCAAGGACUAAAUAAGAGUGACUAUCGAAAGAUUGGAGCAAAACUAAGGGAUCUUGUACCAUGCACAUUACUUUCCUUUCAAUAUGAGCACAUACUUAUGUGGAGAGGACCAAAUUGGAAGUCCUCUAUACCAGAUCUUGGGGAUGACCUCAAGGAGGGCAAUAAAAUUGUAGACGAUAAGAAUGUUGAACCACGGCCAUCAGAGGCCGUAGAUUUCUCAGCGCCAGGUCUACAGAAUAACCCAGUGGAGCUUGCAAGAAAUUUAUCACAUGACACUAGCAUUUCCCCUAGUUCAAGUGAUGUGACUUUGGAUAAGGUUGAGGUGCCAUAUCCCAAUGAAAAUAGCCCCCAAUCUAUUUCUGGGGUAACUGAAGUUGCUUCACUUACAAAAACCUAUGAAGUUGAAACCUCAAAUAUUGCCACAGACUCCUGUGCUGAGCCAGACCCUAGCACGAGUCCCAGUCCAAGUAUGAUCUUAUCACACUAUAAUAGCAGUUCUGAAUGCUCGAUGAGAGCUAUGAGUGAAAACCAUUUAACCGAGGAUAUAAUGGAGAGCAAAACCUGCUGUGAUGCUCUUUCUGCUUCAAUAUCAGGAUCUGAUGCAACUGUUGGAGGUGGUGACAAUUAUAUCGAUGGCAUGGUAGAUCCUCAUUCUGAUAAGCUGCUAGAUGCUUUAGGAGAAGCAGAUGUCAGUCAGUCACCAAGGUCAGCUGCUCCUUGUAUGAAAGAAAUUUUGUUACUGUUCGAACAAGCUGUUGAGAAAGGUAGUGCUCUUGUUUUAGAUAAAGAUUCUUUGGAUGCGGACAAUAUUUAUCAAAAAACAGUUGCCUUUGCCAAAUCAGCUUCACCUGGACCAGUUUUUGGGAAACACAGAAAAGCUGUGGCUCAAAAGAGUUACAAGAAAGAAGGUUCGACUGUAGAGAUUAAUAAAGAAACUAUCACUGUUUCCAUGGAACGGAAAAAAGCGAAGAGUACUAAAAUUCCUAGAGAAGCAAAUUUUGAUGACCAAUUACUGAAUGUUGUACCACAAGGAACAUUAGGAGUUGAUGAACUUGCUAAACUUUUAUCAUGA
Molecule: messenger RNA, 2184 nt
Organism: Sphenostylis stenocarpa
Lineage: Eukaryota; Viridiplantae; Streptophyta; Magnoliopsida; Fabales; Fabaceae
Source: the annotation of a GenBank genome assembly